AUGCAGCCCCAAAGCUCCUCUCGUCCGUAUAUCCCCAACGUCACUGAUCUGUACGCAGAGAUGGCACGUCCGGCCGAAGUCAAAGAGCUCCUCUCAUUGCCGAAUGAGCUGCUUAUCCACAUCCUCAAUUCAUUGCCAACGCCUGAUCUGCUGCCGCUGACUACCGUGGCUCACCGAUUCUAUGCCGUCAUCCUCCGCAUCGUUCACAACCGUCUGAUAGCCGCCGCCAACCUGCAUGAGCGGAAUCACACGCUCCUGCUCGAGUGCUACCACCCCAGCGCCAAGCUUACAGAACCGCCUUUGUAUUGCCGAUACCUGGGCACAAACGGGCUCGAAGUCCCUGACCCCGACUUCGAUGAGGAGGACCUAGUCGGGCGACUUGGAUAUUUGCGUCACCGAUACUCGCGGUUCCGACCGUAUCGAGAGGGCCCCGAGGCACGCUCUGCACGGACACGACCUGGCGAUAUCCCCGGAUCGCGGACGCAUCCGUCCACCUCUGAGCCCCAAUACACCGGUGGUGGCUACAAUGACGAUGAGCUCGUCCGGCAAGUGCUCUCGCUGGACAGCGAAGAGCGUUUCACGCAGCUCUGUGCCGUGAUCAACCUGGUCAAGCUUGGCCCACGCCGUGGCUUAUUCCGCAGCUUUGUGGAAGUCGAGGAUAGUGUUUUGAGGGUCUUUCGAGAAUGGCUGCAGGAGGUGGCAUUGCCGGCAGCGAGUCACAUACCCGAUUUACAAGCCUCGUCAGGCGUGAGCACGUCCGGAAAGGGCAAAGCGACGCUGAGUGACCAAGACAUAGCCGAUGGCAAGCGGCUGCUUUGGGUGGGUUCCGCGAAGAAUGUAGGACUGAAGUUUCGUGUGAGAGAGCGCAAGCUCAGACGAGACACGCCCAUACUCAUCCGCGCGGAUGAAGAGACGGCCGUCAGCUACGACAUUGAGUACGAAG
Messenger RNA from Diplodia corticola, 943 nucleotides. RefSeq names its product f-box domain protein. The annotation marks the transcript as partial. The record is from RefSeq and is a predicted model, not a curated record. Gene Ontology annotation, molecular function: protein binding. NCBI's taxonomy places the organism in Eukaryota, Fungi, Ascomycota, Dothideomycetes, Botryosphaeriales, Botryosphaeriaceae. The transcript is spliced from 2 exons.